Seriola dumerili (greater amberjack) is the source of this 444-nucleotide messenger RNA. RefSeq names its product urocortin (gene ucn1). Gene Ontology annotation, cellular component: extracellular region. The record is from RefSeq and is a predicted model, not a curated record. The coding region runs from base 1 to 444 and encodes 147 amino acids. The transcript has a single exon. Gene Ontology annotation, molecular function: hormone activity. NCBI's taxonomy places the organism in Eukaryota, Metazoa, Chordata, Actinopteri, Carangiformes, Carangidae.
AUGAAGCCAGUCCCCCUGCUCCUGCUCCUCUCCUCGGUCCUCCUCUCAUCACACCUCCGCCCCGCCGCCGGCAGACCGCGCGUCCUCCCCGGCUGGCUGGAUGGCAGCGGCGGCCGCCUCCAGACGCAGCGACUGGACGAAGUGCUCCUCAGAGCGGCCGCCGCCGGGGACAGCACCGCCUCGGAUCUACUGGGCGACAGCAUCCUGAGGUUUCUGCAGAGGAGGAACGAGGACCGUCUCCACCUGCUGCCUGCAGAGGAGGAGAGCGAGGACGAGGCGGUGAGGACGGCGGCGGCGCAGCUGCUGAAACGGAGCGAGGAGCCGCCGCUGUCCAUCGACCUGACCUUCCACCUGCUGAGGAAUAUGAUCCAGAUGGCCAAGAUGGAGAGCCAGAGGGAGCAGGCUCAGCUCAACCGCAAAGUGCUCGACGAGGUCGGGAAGUAA